GAAACACCGUGCAACCUGCCCAUUUGCUCGUAUCUGCUUAAUAAGGCACUAAGACCUUCAGCCACAAGAAGGAAAAGAUACGGGAGAGAGGAUCCCUAGCGCAGCCAGAUCAAUCGUUCCUUCAUCAAAAGGAAUAGAAUAACCGACAGAGAUCACACAUUCCAUGAUCAAUCCUACCCACACCCCAUCAAAGCCUAAGAAGAAUUUCUUCUUUAACUAAAAUGCUAUGAUCGUUGCAAAUCCCAAUCUAGGCUCAUCGUAUCUAUAUUCUAUAUAGUUGCAAAAGCUCAAAGAGACUUGUGCUCUGUUUGGAUUGAAGGUUAGGGAGUAUAAUUGAUGGGUGGUAUAUUAAGCCUAAAUAAUCACAAAACCAUCUUGACUGCGGCAAAUGGGGCUUCACAGAGUGACACACGCAAGAGACGGAGGAUUUCAGCUAGUUUCAGGGAAGAUGAUCCGCCUUGGUUGAUCCCCAACCUUCCUGAUGAGAUAUCCUUUCAAAUUCUUGCGAGACUUCCUAGAGCUUUUUACUUGAAAGCCAGGUUGGUUUCGCGUAGAUGGAAAUCUGCUAUUAUGAGCCCCGAACUAUACAAAACAAGAAAAGAACUCGGGACAACCGAGGAGUGGCUCUAUGUUUUGACUAAGCUCAAUGAUGAUAUGCUUUUAUGGUAUGCCUUGGAUCCCGUCUCAGGGAAAUGGCAACGGUUGCCACCAGUGCCCACCAAAGAGUGUGCACCUAAAACGAUCGGGAUCACAGAUGCCGUAAGGCGUUUGUUCAGGAAAAGGGAAUCCCUUGACCAUAUCCCCUUUUGUGGUUGUGCUAUUGGAGCCAUGGAUGGGUCCCUCUAUGUCUUGGGAGGGUUUUGUAGAGACUCAACCAUGAGGUGCGUUUGGCGUUACGAUCCGAUAAAGAAUGUUUGGGAUGAAAUCAGCCCGAUGUCCGUUGGUAGAGCUUAUUGUAAGACUGGCAUCCUGAAUGGGAAGCUUUAUGUGGUCGGAGGUGUAACUCGGGAUCCAGGCGGGCUUACCCCACUUCAGUCAGCAGAAGUGUUUGAUCCCCGGUCCGGCGUCUGGACGCAAAUCCCAAACAUGCCCUUCGCCAAAGGCCAUAUGCUUCCAAAUGCCUUCUUAGCCGAUUUUCUCAAACCUAUAGCCACCGGGAUUUCGACUUACAGAGGAAAGCUUUACGUCCCUCAGAGUUUGUAUUGCUGGCCAUUCUUUCUCGAUGCCGGAGGGGAGGUUUACGAUCCGGAAACAAACAGGUGGGUUGAGAUGCCAGUAGGGAUGGGGGAGGGGUGGCCUGCCAGACAGGCCGGGACGAAGUUGAGUGUGAUUGUUGAUGGUGAACUCUAUGCUUUGGAUCCUUCUGGGUCAACAAAUGCCGCUAAGAUAAACGUGUAUGAUUCCCAAGGUGAUGUUUGGAAGGCAAUUGAAGGGGAUGUGCCAAUUUGUGGUCUUGCCGAUUUGGAUUCUCCUUAUUUACUAUCAGGGUUUCUUGGAAAGAUUCAUGUGGUAACUAAGGAUGGAAAUCAGAAUAUUGUGAUCUGGCAAGCAGAUAGGCAUAAUCAGCCCGUUCCAUCUUCAGGCACGUAUGGUUUCGAUGCAAAUAUAUGGAGAGUUAUUGCAUCAAAGAGCAGUGGAUCAUCAGAGCUUGUCAGCUGUCAGCUUCUUGAUAUUUAGCGCUGAAGGUCAAGGACACAUUAUACAUAGAACCACUUGUUUUCCAGGAAAACAUGUAUCCAGAAAUAACUUGCCACACUAAGUUAUUUUCCAGGAAACAAACAGAGCUUUAGUUUUGAGUUUUUUUCAAGAAUACAUUCUCAUCCCGCUCUGGGGAAGUAAGCUUAUUCACUCCCCCCUAUUCAAUUAAUAUGUGGUAUAUAUUAAAGAAAGUAUUGUUGUGUGACUGUAUGAUAAACAUUAGGAACAGCCUAGAUAAAUAAUUAUUGUCUGUACACAAACAUUAGAUCGUGUGGAGUUGCGAUUGUUGAAAAAAGUCUUACUGUGCAAAUACUUCUUAGUCGUUCGGCUAAAGUAUUGGAGCGACUGGGCUAAGGAUUGUGUUGUUCAGGCUCCCACCGGCUACUUUGGCAUCCACCUGAGUACAUCAAUGAAUGUGCUGAUUACCUGUUUUGAAGUUGUUAACCUUAACUGCAACGUUCAUCUUGAUCUCAAUACUCAGUAUAUGUGAUACAGAAAAAUUAUUUUUACUUUGGGUCUAGUGAGGAUAUUUUAUGUCAUUUAUAUUUCUAUUCACAUUCUACUCAUUGUAUAGACUAGUCAUAGACUUCAUUGUAUAAUUCUGGUUUUAGAAAUAGCAUUCUUAUGCUCAAUAUUCAUUCUGUGGCUCAUACAUUAUAUGUUGUUAAUAUAUUGGCCUAAGAACAUACAUAAAAGGAACAUAUUAUUUAUACUUACACAGAAUUGAUUUGUUAUAAGCACACAGAUAUAACAUCGCUCAAGUCCGGAGAGUAUAGUACAGUAAGGAAAGCAUUUGGAACUUUGGAUUGAAGUUUUCGGAGGGCUUGGUCUAUAUGUCGAGAAAUAGAAUGUCCCUGAAGGCGAGCAAAAGUUUUCUUGGUCCAGAUCACACCGAUCAAGAUUUGGAGUAGAAUCAAAGGAUAUUUCACCUCCAGGGGUGGUGUGGCCCCAUGUGCUUGCGCAGACUAUUGUAAUAUGCUCUGAACGUAUCCUGCUUCUUAUUGCCACUGCUACCAUUUCUCUGUCCGACCAUCCCCGCCUUCCCAACAUCCUUGGACUGGCGGAGUGGAAUCUGGAUCAACUAGUCUAUCCUAUUUCUCCUCAUCCAGAAGCCCCUUAACCUGAAGCAUAAGAGCAAAUUUGGAAAGGAAUUAUAUUGGGACUCCGUUUGUUUCAGGCCAUGCAUAUAUUUUCCUUUAAGUUUUUCCUUCUGUCUCACUCAAGAACAUUCUCCUGGAGGAAAAGCUUUUUCAUGCUGGUAAAGCAGAAUGUACCACACAGGGAAAUUAAAAAUUGGUGAUGAUUUUUCUUCUCCCAAGUGUUUGGUGGUUUGUCAUCAGAAAAUAAGAACGAAAAUCAAAUAUACUGAUUGAUUUUUUCUCAAGUCAGUUUUUGUAUAACAGAAAUGAACGGAUCAUGUUUUUUACAAAAAUAUUACUAAAAUAAAACUUAUUUACACAAAUAUGACUAAUAGUUACUACAAUGAGUGUCAUGGUAAAUUAAGUUUAAAAAUUGAACAUAAAUUACUAUAAUUUCAUUAUUACUCUAGUCACUAGUCAUAUUUAUGUAAGUCAUCUAUAUUUUAGUUAUACUUAUGUAAUUAUCUAUAUUAGCUUUUUUAGGGAAUUUAAAACAAU
Molecule: messenger RNA, 3335 nt
Organism: Cuscuta epithymum
Lineage: Eukaryota; Viridiplantae; Streptophyta; Magnoliopsida; Solanales; Convolvulaceae
Source: the annotation of a GenBank genome assembly